Nicotiana attenuata is the source of this 1649-nucleotide messenger RNA. RefSeq lists its product as uncharacterized. Bases 258 to 1439 code for a protein of 393 amino acids. The record is from RefSeq and is a predicted model, not a curated record. Lineage: Eukaryota; Viridiplantae; Streptophyta; Magnoliopsida; Solanales; Solanaceae. The transcript has 2 exons.
AAUGGUGUGGACACUUGGAACAAAUUCCUUAGAUAGAACCUAUGUGGAUUGCUGCAGAAAGUCAACCUAAAACUAACAGAAGGCCAAAAUAAUAGUAAUAAUUUAUCAACAUGUUGAUGACUAGCUGAUUAUAUGGCCUAAUGAGUCAUUUUUAGUUAUUUAUAUAUAUGUAUAUAUAGCUAUAGAGAUUAUUAACAUGAUCCACAUAGAAAUUUUUAAGACAGAAAUUACAAACAGUUCAUCAGUUUUUGCUGAAAAUGUAUGUAACAAGGCCUCUUUCUUACUAUCAACAGAAUCCUGAGGCUCUUUCAUUACCUCCUGACGGUCCAAAUUCAGGUUACUUAGUGGUUCAAGAUGAGGAAUCUGAAACAUAUUGUUGUUUUGGACUUUGCAAAAAUCGUGAUCUCAUGGACCUGCCUUUCCCUCAGAACAAGAAUCUAACUGUUCGAUACGAAACUAGUGAUGGUGAGCACAAGAUUAUUCUCAAGGAAGAUGUAAUGUUCAUUCCAGUUCUUAAUAAACCACUGUCCUCCAAUCAAUAUUUUGCUAUCAAGCCUCAUGGAAAGAGCAAAGGAAAAGCAUUCGUGUGUUCAAAGGAGGAAGACAAACAAAACUGCUGUUUCUGCCGAUGUAUACGAGAUGUUAGACCGAAGCCAUUAGAUCCAGAUGAGGUAUAUCAGCAGUAUGAGAUCUGUCUAUAUGUUACAAGUUGCAGUGCCAAAGGUAGCUUUUUUGCUAAAUCUCUUGCACCUGAUGGUUUUCCACCGCGUUUUCUAAGGCGAAAAGGUUGGCAUCUUUGUGCCAAAACUCCUAAAAAUUAUGAACUAAGUGAUGAUGCUCUAGGCCUCAAUGCUGAGUUGAGACAACAACUUCCAGAGUUAAAUCUCACACCAUCUUGUAAAAGUUCUGAAGCUGUUGUUGUAGGGAAAUGGUAUUGUCCGUUCAUGUUUAUCAAAGAUGGAACAGUCAAAGUGCAAAUGGAGAGAUCAAUGUUCUAUGAAAUGACACUUGAACAGAAAUGGGAGCCGUUUUUCACUUGUCAAAAUGACUACAAGAAUGAAGGGAAUUCAGUACUUGUGGAUGUUGUUCUUGACACAGAAAUUGUCCUUAUUGCUGAAAGUAAAGCAAAAUGGGAUGAAACAAAUGUUGUUGAGGGAGUAAUAUGGUUUAGAAGCUAUGGUAAAAAUGGAAAAGAAAUACCUAGUGUAGGACUGAGACAAGAAAUAGUACAAAGAAUGAAGUGGGAACAAGAAAGAGGUGGAUGGCAAAAUCAAGGAAGAAUUAAACAAGUUCAACAAUACAGAGAAAAUGGUAGUAAAUGGAAGAAAUUCAGUUUCUAUGUCUUGAUUGAAAGGUUUGUGUUGAGGAGAAUGGAUAAAAGCGUGGUGAUGACUUAUGAUUUCAAGCACAUUGACAAGCUUAAGAGCAUAUGGGAGUAAUGUUAGGUGGCGAACACAAAAUUUUGCAUAAGUACUGUCGACUUGUUAUGACAAAUCGACUUGUACAAGUUUAGAUAUCGGUUUGUUAUCACAACUCAACUUGUACAAGACAGCCCACCCAUCGUGACAUGCACAGAACCGUAGCAUGGAUAACGCAUGUAUAUAUUAUGUAUAAUUUUUUUCUAAACGGUGUUGAAUGGCACCUUUUGC